UAGCUGACCUUACUACCAGGCAAGUGCAACCACCUCGUUGCUGGCUUUCAGAAGAACAUGAAACUACACAAGGUCUUGCUUUCAUUUAAAAAUAAACACUGCAAAGCAUUUCAUCAUGGCCAUCGUUAUUAUCGACUAAGAGGCGUAGACCAAUGAGCAGACUUCCGUGAUCUCCAGAACCACGUACAACGCCAUCUAGAUCCAGGGGACGUGAAACAAACACAUCGGGAGGGGAUUUCCACGCAAGGCACUUCCUUUACUUGUUUUGCUUUCGAUCUGGACACUGAAAUAGGUUAAGUUUUCGUUUUGGUAUACAGAAUCACAAACUACAUUGGGAUAUUUUGUUAUUGUGGAGAAGACUGUCGAUUCAUCAAGCUGAUUAGAACACUAUCGCAGGCAACCAUGCCCGUGGAGAGGAUGCGAAUGCGUCCAUGGUUAGAGGAACAGAUCAACUCUUCCCUAAUCCCUGGACUGAAAUGGGUUAAUAGAGAAAAGAGGAUCUUCCAGAUUCCAUGGAUGCAUGCUGCAAGACAUGGCUGGGAUUUGGAAAAAGAUGCUCCUUUAUUCAAGAAUUGGGCUAUUCAUACUGGAAAAUAUCAAGUAGGAACGGACAAACCAGACCCAAAAACAUGGAAGGCCAAUUUCCGCUGUGCAAUGAACUCUCUGCCGGAUAUUGAGGAGGUUAAAGACAAGAGCAUUAAGAAAGGAACCAACGCUUUCAGAGUGUACAAGAUGCUGUCGCCAUCAGAGCGCCAAAACAAGAAAGGAAAGAAAAGGGGUGAGAAGGGAAAGAAUAAGCAAACGGUGGAGCCCGAGUCCCCAUCCAUGGAGAGUGCAAAUGGAUCUGUUGGAGAGCAUGGAGCCCCAGUGGUGAAGGUGGUGCUGAAGGAGGAGAUUAAAGAGGAGUCCGCUACAGAGAGCAAAGGUUACUUUCAUCAGGACAGUCAGAGUCCUGCGGAUGAUCAGCUGAUCAUUGAUGACCUUCCGUAUGUUUGCCAAACCAUCGAGGUGACCACAGAGAAUGAGGAGCAGGCGGUCAGCUCCAGCCACCCAUACCCACUCCAGAUCUCCCCUGUGUCCUCAUAUGAGAGUGACACUGACAGUGUGCAAAGUGAAGAGGACUCCAAAGAAUAUCUUCGUGAAGGGAUGUGGGGAUCAAAUUUUUCUUCUUCAGUGCUAAGGGUGCCCUCCUGCUCACUACCUAGCAUGGCUACCUUUGUCACUGCUGGAAAGGUAACCAAUUUCAAAGUAACCAGCACCAGGGACCCCAUGCCCCUCAUCAGCUACAGCAACACCCCCUGGAACAGGGACAUGUCAGCAGGCCCAUGCCCUCCGUCAGAGCAGGCUUCCUCCAGCCAGGUCUCUGCUGCAGAGACCCGGGCCAGCGUUAUCAUGAAGACCUCAGACGUGUCCAAGUCCUCGGUCAAAACGUGUUGAAGCCCUGACAGCACCGUGACUCAGGACCAGAUAUGGGACGGUCAGUGGCAGGCUUGGUGUGGAACAGCAUUGAUCACUGCUGGGCUUCUUGUUGGACCAGAGUGCCUACUCAUAGGAAUGACUGGGACUGGGCUAUAGGAGAUCCAGUGCAGAAUUGGUGUAUGGGGCUCUGUGAGCUGUAGAAUAUGUACUGUUGCCCAGUCUUAACCUCCCAAGAUCUCAGGGCCUUUUAGUUGUGAUGGGAGGGAAUGAAUCUACAAACUGUGAAACUGUUUAUGUUGGGCAUCUUUUCCACUCUUGGCCCACUGUUAAUAAUGUACAUACUGAUAUGUCUGCAUAAUGGCAAACCGCUUUUGCACCUUAAGGAAAGCACUGAUGGGAAUGUGUGUCGCCAUUCAAGGCUGAGUUGUCUGUAGCCAGGGGUCUCCAAAAUGUUUGGGCAUGUCAGCUACUUAAAAAUGAAUGUUGCAAGCUACUGUUUCUUGUUAGCUUUUUAUUAGGCACUGUCAUCUUUUGUCUCACAGGGAACUUUUUCCUAGGUCCUACCAUACAAGAGAAAGUACUGUUUUCUGUAAAUUUUUGUCAGUACAACUAGUAAAAUAACCCUUUAAAAAAAAAUUACAAUUGUUCGUAGAGUUAUGAAACCAAAUCGAAAAGAUGGUUUUCAUUUAGGUCUGGAAGAAAACCGAAGAUAUUUCAUUGUGAUUCAUUGUGUUUCAUAGUGCAUCUAGAUACAAAUGACACACUUUGCAUAUAGUUUGUCCAGCUAAUCCUACUUUGUAGUUUUAAGGUUUUGGGGAAUACAAGUAGAAUAUAUAUAUAUUUCUAUUAACUCAAAAUCAUUAGCUACAUGUGGCAUGGAAAAACGUGAGUACCACAUAGACCAACUUGGACAACAAGCUGGAAAAUGCCAUAUAUGGUGUGUGUCUUAUUAGGAGGUCUUUUCUGUGUUGUGUUGCUUAGAUAGUACCUGGGCUCCAGCAGUGUCUUGUAUGUUUCUGCUGUAUACCUUCAGAAUGUUUUUGUGUUGCUACUAGUAGCUUGCAGUCAAUCUAUUGGAGACCCCAGAUGGCUAAAAGCAGAAGAGGCCUUAAAGAACAACUGCCCCUAAAAACCAGUCCCCUUACAAAUGCCAAUAGGAUAAUUUUGGUCAUGAAGUCUGACUUAUGUGCCUCAGAAUGUAUUUGAGGGUUGAAUUUAGAUUUUGACAAUGGCCAUUUGCUCACUAUAGAAGAAUAGCUGUGCUGAUUACUAUCUUUCCAAUGACCGAGAGCAUACGAGACCUGCCCAGCCGCUCAGACUUUGUUUAUAUAAAACGCAAAUGAUUUAACGAGGAAAAAAACGUAUCAAACACCUUAGGUAGAUUUAAAAAAACGAAUAACUCUUCUAUAAAAACAUCAACAUUUAGUACAGACAGAUUUCUUCAGUUAUUUACUUUAUACUUCAAAUGGUGUCUAAUAGAAGACAGACAUCAGAAGGACAAAGUCUUGAAUGGGCAAAAGUAAAACAAUCAGUGCAUUCAGUCGCUUUUGAAGAGCAGCCUUGUCUUUGACUUUAAGGGGAUGCCAUCCAUUGGAUUAAAGGAUGAAGUAAAUAAAUGCACUUGGUAAUUUAUCUAGAUGCCUUUUAAGCAUGCUUAUAUACAUAUAUUUUUAUAUAAAGGGACAUUUUAAUCUGAGGUGGACAAGUAUUCGAUUUGUAUAUUUUUGCCCCAAAAUAAAAUAUUUCUGAUUCUUUAUGUUAAAUACAUUUUUUAUUAUGGUUAUUUACGUGACAUGAUGAAAAACCAAUCUAUUUUGUAUCAACAAGUCCACAUUUGUGACUUCUACUGUAUGUGAAAUUGUAUAUGCUUGUAGUUUGUGUGCGCCUGAUUGUGUGUUUCAAUUAGUUACAAAAUGACACACGUUUGAGUGUGUCACAGCACAGUCAUGGGUAACUCUUAAUCCUGUGGAUCAACAUGCAAAUUUUAAUAAAAAGAUUGUUUUGUAA
Messenger RNA from Esox lucius (northern pike), 3426 nucleotides. It is a transcript of the gene irf2, whose product is annotated as interferon regulatory factor 2. Gene Ontology annotation, biological process: immune system process; regulation of transcription by RNA polymerase II. NCBI's taxonomy places the organism in Eukaryota, Metazoa, Chordata, Actinopteri, Esociformes, Esocidae. Gene Ontology annotation, molecular function: DNA-binding transcription factor activity, RNA polymerase II-specific; RNA polymerase II cis-regulatory region sequence-specific DNA binding. The transcript has 10 exons. The record is from RefSeq and is a predicted model, not a curated record. Bases 403 to 1437 code for a protein of 344 amino acids. Gene Ontology annotation, cellular component: nucleus.